This is a messenger RNA of Eutrema salsugineum, 937 nucleotides long. Its product is annotated as glucuronoxylan 4-O-methyltransferase 2. Gene Ontology annotation, biological process: xylan biosynthetic process. The coding region runs from base 68 to 937 and encodes 289 amino acids. The transcript is spliced from 2 exons. Gene Ontology annotation, molecular function: glucuronoxylan 4-O-methyltransferase activity. NCBI's taxonomy places the organism in Eukaryota, Viridiplantae, Streptophyta, Magnoliopsida, Brassicales, Brassicaceae. The record is from RefSeq and is a predicted model, not a curated record.
UUCUCAACAAAACCUAUCCAGACGCUAAAACCCAUAUAGAAAAAUCAAAACUUUGGUCUGGGCAAACAUGAGGAAUCAACCUCAAUCUUUCAUCAACUCGAAGCUCAUAUUCAUCUGUUGCUCAACCUUGGUCUUGCUUAUCUUCUUCUUGAAAAGAACAAGCAUCUCUUCCUCUUCAGUCUCUCAUUCAAACACACGAGAGGAACAACACCAAAACACUAAAUGCCCAUCACAAUGCACAAAAUUGCCCACUUCCCUAUCCGACGCAUUGGUUCACUACGUCACCACAGAGAUCACUCCACAACAAACUUUUAACGAAGUCUCUGUCUCAAAGAGAAUCUUGGACAAGAAAUCUCCUUGUAACUUCCUUGUUUUCGGCUUAGGACACGAUAGCUUGAUGUGGGCAUCUCUCAAUCACGCUGGUCGCACAUUGUUUCUUGAGGAAGAUAAAGCUUGGAUCGAGACCGUGACCAAGAAAUUCCCAAGCUUAGAAUCAUACCACGUCGUUUACGACACGAAACUCAAAGAUUCGAACAAACUCAUCGAGCUAGAGAAAACAGAGGACUGCAAAUCCGUGUCUGAUCCGAGAGACUCGAAAUGUGCCUUGUCGCUCAAGGGUUUUCCAGCUGACGUUUACGAGACGCAAUGGGAUCUGAUAAUGGUGGAUGCUCCUACUGGGUAUCACGACGAAGCUCCGGGGAGGAUGAGUGCUAUUUACACGGCGGGUCUUUUGGCUCGCAACCGUUUUGACGGCGGCGAGACCGACGUUUUCGUUCACGACGUUAAUCGGCCGGUGGAAGACGAGUUCUCGGCGGCGUUCUUGUGCAGAGGAUACUUGAAGGAGCAGCAAGGGAGACUCAGACAUUUCACCAUCCCUAGUCAUCGGAGUCGCUCCGGUACACCGUUUUGUCCGGCGGAUAAGAGUCGCCGGUUUUGA